This is a messenger RNA of Parnassius apollo (apollo), 2433 nucleotides long. The record is from the annotation of a GenBank genome assembly. Lineage: Eukaryota; Metazoa; Arthropoda; Insecta; Lepidoptera; Papilionidae.
AUGGGUAAACAUGGUAAAUAUAUCAAGCAUUAUCGUGAUGAAUGGGAAAAACUGCCAGCAUUUAAAAAUUGGCUUAAUCGAGCACCUGUUGUACUGACGGAUAGUGGUAAAGGUGAGGCAUUUUGUAAAUUAUGUAUCACACCACUCCGUGCGCACAAAACGGAUUUAGAAAAGCACAUGAAAACUAAAACACAUAAAGACAAAGAAUUAAGUUUUUCUAAAAAGCAACCCAAGCUUGCAUCGUUUGGUUACUCCUCAAUUAGUAACAGUUCAUCAAAAGAAAAAAUAAUAGACAUACAAAUAUCUGCCUAUGUCGCCGCUCACAGCUCCAUACGCAGCAUUGAUCAUCUGACAGAUGUGUUAAAAACCUGUGGGACAGGGAGUCCUCUUGAAAACAUUCAAUUACAUAGAUCAAAGUGUUCGGCCAUUAUAAAAAAUGUUCUAGAACCAGCCAUGCUCAAGGAACUUUUAGAAGAAGUUGGUAACCAGAGCUACUCUAUUAUACUGGAUGAAUCCACUGACGUAACAACAGAAAAGUACAUGGCAUAUUGCAUCCGAUACUAUAAUUCAAAACUAGAAAAAAUAGUUGUUGAUUUUUUAGGCUUCCAAGAAAUUCUUUUACUUUCCAUUGCAAGACGUGUUUUCAAACCAAUAUUUCUCAGAAGUCAAAGUCUGUCUGAGAAUGCCUCUGUAUCAAUGCUCCAUGAAGCAGAUAUUGCAGCUGUUAGGCGAGCUUUAGAAAAAGCCGGAGCUCCAUUUGAAAAUUCACUGCUUCCACUCGACUCAAUUGACUUUGGAGAAAAUUUCAAUGAUUUACUUGCAAAAAAGACUGUUUCUGCCGACAAAGCCAAAGAAGUGAAGCAACGAUGUUCUGCUUUUCUUGUACGCUUAGUAAGAGAAUUAGUUGACAGGUUACCGCUUAAUGUGUCGGUGGUGGAAAAAAUUGAACUUUUUGCACCAAGCCGCGUAUGUCUCUCAACCGGCAAACCCAACAUUAAAGAUUUUCCCUGGCAGCCAUGGCUCGAUAAACUAAGGGUUUUGUGGCUGUCGUUUUUGGUGCCAGUGAAUUCCGAACUUCUUGGUCUUUCAAAAGAUCAGUUAGUGAAUAAACGUGUGUGCCAAAAACACUUCGACAAAUGCCAACUGGAUGAUAAGGGUAAUCGUCUCAAAGAUGGUUAUCCAUGCCUGUUUUAUACCGAAGAAGUCGAGCAUGGGGUUCCUUUAACUGAUGGAACUAUUGAGAUAUCAGGACAACAUGCAACAACCAGUGGAAUGCUUAAAUACACUGCAUUGUUCAAAACUACAACCUCGGGUGAAAAUGACAAUAUCAGGCUCUCGAAGAUAUUUUACACCACUAAAAGCCGGCUGCCAAGGUCUACAGCAAAGAUAACCCUAGUCAGUGCCGGUGUUGGCGUCCUUAUUGGGGCUGGUUAUGGAGGUUAUACACAUUAUAAAAUAAACUCUAAGAAAAAUGUAACGCUCACCGAAACUGAAGAAUACGCUUUUUUUAAGGAAGCCCCAAAAUAUCAGGCGCACUAUAAAAUAGUAAAUGAAUCUGAUACAACUAAUUUGAAAUUAGUUUUAUUCCAAUAUCAAACAUGUCCAUUCUGUUGUAAAGUACGGGCAUAUCUUGAUGCAAAAGGCAUCAGCUAUGAAAUUGUUGAAGUAGAUGCAGUCCUUCGACAGGCUAUAAAAUGGUCUGAUUAUAAGAAAGUACCUAUAUUGCUUGCAAAAGUUGAUGGAGGCUACCAGCAACUAUUUGACAGUACGGCAAUAAUAUCUAUGCUGGAGACCUUUUUACGAGAUAAAACCUUGCAGUUACAUGACAUAAUAAAAUUUUAUCCUGUUACAAAAUAUAUAAAUGAAGAUGGCAAAAACACAACAGACAUUACAAAUAAAUACUUUAUUAUGCAUAAUUCUACCAUUGUCAAUGAGAAAGAAAAAAAUGCUGAGAAUGAGGAGCGUGAAUGGCGACAGUGGGCGGAUCGAGUUUUAGUUCAUACCCUGUCACCCAAUGUGUACCGAACUGCUGGUGAAGCUCUGGAAACUUUUAAGUGGUUUGAGGAAGUAGGCGCUUGGAGGCAGUCCUUCCCAAGCUGGGAGUGUAUCUUGAUGGUAUAUGGAGGCGCCGCUGCUAUGUGGAUUAUAGCCAAAAGACUUAAGGCCAGGCAUCAUAUAAAGGAUGAUGUCAGACAAUCAUUGUAUGAUGCGGCUUACACCUGGAUGGAUGCUGUGAAAAAGAAAGGUACACGUUUCUUCGGCGGGGAACAGCCUAAUCUAGCUGAUAUUACUGUAUAUGGUGUAUUGAGCAGUAUCGAGGGUUGCCAAGCUUUCAAGGACCUCAGAAAUAACACUAAUAUUGGAUUAUGGUACGACGAGAUGAGGAAAAACAUGGAAAGUAAGAGAGGUAGAGUCCUGGCCAUUAAUGCUUAA